This is a messenger RNA of Bradysia coprophila, 1311 nucleotides long. RefSeq lists its product as uncharacterized. NCBI's taxonomy places the organism in Eukaryota, Metazoa, Arthropoda, Insecta, Diptera, Sciaridae. The record is from RefSeq and is a predicted model, not a curated record.
UUCUGCGGAACCAAUAGCCAGUCAAUUUUAAUCGAUCCAUUGGUAAACAUCUUACGUUAAUUCAUUAUAUAAUAAAAUGACCAAAUUACUCGGAGUAAUUGUGUUGUCGUUGGCUGUUUGUACGGCUACAAGUUUAAGUGUUAAACCGCAAGUUGUCGGAGUUAAUGAAGUUGACACGAAAUCGGUAGUCGACGAUUCAAUAAGAAAUUUGUUGGAAAGUCUAAGAUACUCACUCAGAUGUGGCUUCCCCGAUCAAGGUAUUCCACCACUAGCUCCUCUUUACAUCAAAUCGGCUGAAGUAAAUGAAAGGGGACUGUUGUAUAACAUUCAAGGGAAUGUUCGUGAUUUUACAGUAGCAGGUAUCGAUGGGUACACCGUGGAUACUGCCACGUUAAAUGUACUCACACUCCGUGCCUCAAUUGGCAUAACAUUCCCGCGAAUUUCAUUGACUAGUCUCUACAAUCUCGAUGCGUUGCUUUUGCGAUUCAUUCCCAUAUUCGGUCAUGGAAGACUGGCAUUUGAUGUUAACGAUCUUUCGGUUCAAGCCAAUGGACGGAUGGUAUUGAGUCUUCGGACAGGGCGUUUGAAUUUAACUUCGCUGGACGUUGAUGUUAACAUGGGAUCACCUUUUAGUGACAGCACUGGCGUGUACGAUUCACGAAUGUUAAGCACUAUUUUCAAUAUUGGUUUCGAAAGAAUAGUGCAGACCAUCUUCAACGACAAUAAAGAGAAUCUUGAGACUGAGCUCGAAAACCUAUUGAUCCCAUUCGCUAAUCAAUAUUUGAACGAACUAACGCUUGCCGAUUUAGUGAAUGGUGGAAUCGGUGGUGGAACCGGUGGACCACACUUGGAUCCCGAUACUGGUGAUCUUGUAUGUUUUGCUGACAAAGAAGAAGAAAAGGAUCCGUCCACCACCGAGUAUGUACCUCUACCUUCUGCAGAGACAUCCACGAUUGUGAAUCCAAGCGAACCCGCUGCAGAUACGUCCACGAGCGUGAAUCCAAGUGAACCGGAUGAUUUAACAACUGUUCCUGAUUCGACAACUGAAAGGGGAAGCGAAAGUACAACAUUACAAGCUCCAGAUGACGUAUCCAAUUCAAGUCAUUUCUUCUUUGACAAAUUUCAGGUGAUGAUCUUUACGAUCGCUUCGAUCAUCAGCUUGAGAAUUCUGUAAAGAAGUUGUUGCGGAACGCUUUUAAAUUUAUGUGAGACGUGGCACGUAAUGCAGUUUAUGCAUGACAAAGGAAAAGUUUGUGUUUGAAUAGUAGAAUUAAAACAGAUUAAUAAACCGUAAGAUCUUAGAAUUUCGAA